Molecule: messenger RNA, 1908 nt
Organism: Phymastichus coffea
Lineage: Eukaryota; Metazoa; Arthropoda; Insecta; Hymenoptera; Eulophidae
Product: retinal homeobox protein Rx-like
Exons: 5
Coding region: 14-1408 (464 amino acids)
Biological process (GO): regulation of transcription by RNA polymerase II
Cellular component (GO): nucleus
Molecular function (GO): sequence-specific double-stranded DNA binding; DNA-binding transcription factor activity, RNA polymerase II-specific
Source: RefSeq, a predicted model, not a curated record
GCCGCGCGACAGCAUGGAGCAGCUCGCGCAGUUCGUCACGCAGAGUUUCGAGGCUCGCCGCGCGCGACCCUGCGAGCUCGAGCCCGAGGGCCGCUGUCAGCGCCGCACGCAGCAGCAACAGCAGCAGCAGCAGCAGCAGCGUCGGCCCCAGGGCCUGGCCGCGAUAACCUUGAGCGUCGCGCAGCUCGUCGGCGCCGUGCAGGCCGCCGCCGCCUCCCCGCGCGGCGCCGAACCGCCGGGCGACGAUGACGCCGAGCGCGGCCGACAGCUGGCACUGAGUGCGCGCGACGAUGCGCCACCCGAGAUGGUCGAGUCGGAGCAGCAGCGGCAGCAGCAGCAGCGCGACUCCUCGGGCAAAGCGUCGCCGAUAAAGGAGCCGGUGCCGUCGCCGGAGCCACGCCUGCAGCCGGAGGACCUGUCGGUGUCCUCGCAGCGGCAGAAGGACGGCGGCGAACCGGAGAAGCGCUCGCCGCAGUCGACAGCGGCGUCCAGGCAGCCGGAGCUGAAGCUCUCGGUGCGCAAGCUCCUGGGCUGCGCCACGCCGUCGCCGCCGCCGGCGCCGGCGAGGGAGCGAUCGGCGAGUCCCGGCGACGAGCCGCCGGCCAGGGGCCCCAGCCCCGAGACCAGACACGCGAGCGUGCUCGUCAGGCCGACCACCACGCUCAUCCACGAGGACGCGGGCAAAGUUGCAGGGACGACGACGAAUCAGCCGAGAGGCACGGCACCGAGCUCGAACGGCGGUGGCAGCGGCGGCGGCGGCGGCGGCGGCGGCGGUGGCGGCGGCGGCGGCGGCGGUAGCAGUAGCAGCAGCAGCAACGGCAAACAGCGUCGGUCCAGGACGAAUUUCACGCUGGAGCAGUUGGCCGAGCUGGAGCGGCUGUUCGACGAGACGCACUAUCCGGACGCGUUCAUGCGCGAGGAGCUGAGCCAGCGACUGGGUCUGAGCGAGGCUCGCGUCCAGGUCUGGUUUCAGAACCGGCGCGCCAAGUGUCGCAAGCACGAGAGCCAGCUGCACAAAGGCGUGUCGGCUGGAAUGGUGCUGGCGCCGCGGAGUCCGCCAACGAGCCUGGAGCCGUGCCGAGUGGCGCCCUACCUGCCGGCGCUGCGGCUCCAUCCGCCGAUGCAACCGGCCGGCGGCGCCGCCGCCAGCGUGACCACCAGCUCGGCCUUCGACCCGGCCGUGUUGCACUACGCGGCAGCCGGCGGACUCUUCUGCCUGCCGCAGCCGAGCUCCAGCCUCGCCGCCUCGCUCGCCGCCGCCGCCGCUGCCGCCAGCAGUCGAUCCAAGAGUAGCAGCAUCGCUGACUUGAGGCUGAAAGCUCGCAGACACCAAGAAGCCCUCGGGCUGGAAAGACCCGCGCGCUUCGAUGCCCCGAACGAAAAAGAGGUACGAUGGGUAUACUACUAGUCAAAUAUGGAAAAAUUCUGGCGCGCGCGCGCGCGCGCGUGUGUUACUGUGAUUAGGAAAUACACGAAACGCUCCCGUUUUACUCAUGUAUAAUGUCUAUGUAUAAUGUUUCGGUUCCUUUAAUUGUAGAGAACAAUAAUUAAUCGUGGCUUGUAUUUCAUGAGUGCGUGUGCGUGCCAGCGUGCGUGUGUGUGCGCGUGAGCGUGUGUGUGCAAGCAGCGAUGAUCGAACAACGAAUGGCUGCGUAUACAGUUGUAAUUUUUUUCUUUUGGUUUGCGAGAACAAGCAAUAUUCCACGCGCCUGGGACGGAGAGACGAGCGAAGAUGUCAGUCGCUAAAAGUAUCCGUAUUACCUUGUACAUGGAAGCGAUUGUAUGUAGCUUGGAUGAGAAAAGACAGCCGAAUCAUAUCGGAAAAUUGUCCGUAUGAAAGAAACAAAAAUUCAAUAAAACUACAAAAAAAAAGAAAAAAAGAACACAUAGUAGCUGAAAAAAGAAAAU